GCUGUAUGCUCAGCAAUAGGAAAUGCUUUAUUAGCUGGGAGUGGUGGAGAAAAGCCAGGCAGGAAGAGGCAGUAAUAAGAAACAUUUUUUGACUUCUCCCACAUCAAGAGCUCUGAGAUCUUGCCAAACUGCUGCGUUUGGGGAACAGGGAGAGAGGAACGAGCCCCCAGGACUGGGGAGGGAACUAGACACACACACCCCUCUCCCCAGCUGGGACAGACGUGGGGUGGGGAGGACGGAGGCUGACUCAUGAAUCUGCUUCAGGCUGGAGCUUGCAGGGCAGUGGGGAGCUGCCUGGGGUGAGCUGGAAAAGUGUCCGUCGAAGGCUGGGAUCCAGACACUGCAACCCAAGGAAAAUCGCCUCUGGCUCUGGGAAAGGGUCACCACAGCCCUGCUAGCAGCAGACAGAGAGCCGGAUACAGGACGCCCAGACCUGGGUCGGGCAGGUUCCGUUCCACCUCCAGAGGCUCGGCAGAACCCGCCCGCCCACAAGCAGCCUCUCCUCUGGCCGGAGCUGUCAAUGAGAGGGAAAGAGCCGUAGAGAAAAUGCUGCAAGGAGCCAUUGGGAGCUUUCUCCUGGUCGUUCUGACUGUUCCAAGGAGCGUUCCAGCUGAGAACCUGAUGUGCGCCUGUGACGACCACGUGCAGCCCUGUGACCAUGCCACCUGCUGGGGGAAGGUGUGUUUUGUGAGCAAAACCCGGGAGAACGGGAAGGCCACCCAGCGCAAGGGCUGCCUGAGUGAUAAUAUCCCGGAGCACUGCCAGACUAAACCCAUGGAAGAAUACGCCAUGAGCUGCUGCAGCUCCAACAUGUGCAACGAGAACACUAGUGUCCUCCUGAAAGGCCAGGAGCAGCCCGAAGAACCUGCCUCUCUGACGAACCUUCUCCUGAUGAUCCUCGUCCCCCUGCUGGCCCUCCUCGUGCUCAUCACGCUCUCCUUCUGGAAGCUGGCUCAGCACCGCAGGAAGCGGCUUCUCAUCAGACAUGAUGACUUGGGGGACGCAGACAACAUGCUGAAAGCCUCCAUGGUCGGAGACAGCACCUUAGAGGACCUGCUGAACGAGGACUGCACGACGGGCAGCGGCUCCGGGCUGCCCUUUCUUGUUCAAAGAACGGUGGCUCGGCAGAUCACUCUGGUGGAAUGCGUAGGGAAAGGGCGCUACGGGGAGGUGUGGCGCGGCGUGUGGCACGGGGAGAACGUGGCCGUGAAGAUCUUCUCCUCCCGGGACGAGCAGUCAUGGUUCCGUGAGACGGAGAUCUACAACACGGUGCUGCUCAGGCAUGACAAUAUCCUGGGCUUCAUCGCCUCUGACAUGACGUCCAGGAACUCCAGCACCCAGCUCUGGCUGAUCACUCACUACCACGAGAACGGCUCGCUCUACGACUACCUGCAGAGGACAGUGCUGGACACACCGACCUGCCUGAGGCUGGCCUGCUCCAUCAUCUGCGGCCUGCUCCACCUGCACGUGGAGAUCUUCGGGACCCAGGGGAAACCAGCCAUCGCUCACCGGGACCUGAAGAGCAGGAACAUCCUGGUGAAGAACAACCUUGAGUGCUGCAUCGCAGACCUGGGGCUGGCGGUCAUGCAUUCCCAGGGCAGCGACUACCUGGACAUCGGGAACAACCCUCGGGUUGGCACCAAACGCUACAUGGCCCCCGAGGUCCUGGACGAACAAAUCCGUACCGACUGCUUCGAAUCCUAUAAGCAGACAGAUAUCUGGGCAUAUGGUCUGGUGCUCUGGGAAAUCACCAGGAGGACAGUUGUUAACGGGCUAGUGGAGGACUACAGGCCUCCUUUCUUUGACAUGGUGCCAAGUGACCCCAGCUUCGAGGAUAUGAAGAAGGUGGUUUGCACUGACCAGCAGACGCCCAGUGUCCCUAACCGGCUGUACUCUGACUCGAUUUUGUCCGCCCUGGCUAAGAUCAUGAAGGAAUGCUGGUACCAGAACCCCUCUUCUCGGCUCACAGCCAUGAGGAUUAAAAAGACACUAAAGAAUCUGAGCAGCUCCCUAGAAAAACCCAAACAAGAUGAUUAAAUGCGGGGAGCAGGCCCGAGAGCGCUGCCGUCGGGUGUCUUACUCGCUCAGGCUCCGAAGCAGCAGAGAAGCCAAAGAGGUUCAAGGGCACUGAGUUUAUGCUGCGUGCAGGGAGGGGGCCAGGGCUCUUUGCGCAACUCUAUAACAAACCGGUUUUUCCCUCGAAGUCCAGCCCCGUUGCGGAAGGAGGAUUUUAAUUGGCCACCACGCCCCAGGGACCAUUCCAACCUGCUGCAGAAAAGCCCCACUGAGCAGCUGCCAGUUGCCCCGGCACGUCUUUCGCAGUCGCUCUCCAGUGUCCUCCGAGUUGUUUUUUUGGAGGUGUUUUUUUUUUUUAAUUAAAAAAAAAAUUCUCCCAGCCCAUUUAUAAAAAUACCCGCUGGGUCCGGGAGCUGACGCCAGCCUGUCUCGCGUGCCAGACGGGAACAUGAGCAGCAGCCCGCGCCCUGCCCUGUUCACAAGAGUGGGGCGUUGACUCUGAACGCCACAUCAGGACCCUGUGAAAAGCAAGAGGCUCAGUUUAGCCUUUGGGAUCCUUUUGCACACGGGCGAGUGUGUGUGCAUGUGCACAUGGGUGAGUGUGUGUGCACGCAUGUCUGUCUGUGGGCAUGUGUAAAAUAACACAGUAUGCACCCUGGAAUCACCAGGAGCCGGGCAGCAGCGCAGUGACUGGAACGGGGCUGUGAUGAACGCUCUGUGCUCAUUCAGGGGGUGCAGCCGAAGCCACUGGGGGAUGCACUAAUUUAGCAUCCUAUUGAGAACUAAAGCUGCUCUCUACCCCAGUGGAGCGUCCUCAGGGGACAGCCUGCCACCCGACCGUGGUGCUGAAAGCCCUGGGGCUGCAGGUGUCAUUUCUCCCUCUUGCGGUGGAGUUCUGGCCUUCACGCGCACCGGACCUUUACUGGUCGUCAUUCCGCGAGAGGCGAGGCUCUGUGCUGGAGGUUGGCCCGGGGGCUUUCUGAUUUACUUUCAUUUAUUUACACCAGGCAGGAAUUUGGUGCACGCAGCCACUCGGGGUCUAGUGCUAUCUUGACAUUUCCUGGGUUGUCCUGAUCCACCCUCUCCCGCCCCCAGAGGCAGGCGCAGAAGGGGAAGAAACACCCCCUCUUUCAGUGGGUCUCCCUCAUUUCCCCAGCGCGUCCAGCUACUCCAUCCCCACCAGCUGGCAAGCCAGCCCUGGCCAGCUUAAUCUCACUGCUUCCCAUGGCUGGAGAGGUGAGUACCUGCCCCCUCCUCCAUCCCUGACACAGCCCAGCAUGAAGGAAUCUGGGCUCUGCUCAGACCUGAGCUUCCCCAGUGAAUUUGGCACCAGCAGGGCUCCCCGCCCACAGCUCCCCCGGCGG
Molecule: messenger RNA, 3380 nt
Organism: Malaclemys terrapin pileata
Lineage: Eukaryota; Metazoa; Chordata; Testudines; Emydidae
Gene: ACVRL1
Product: activin A receptor like type 1
Exons: 10
Coding region: 547-2037 (496 amino acids)
Biological process (GO): transforming growth factor beta receptor signaling pathway; dorsal/ventral pattern formation; protein phosphorylation
Cellular component (GO): BMP receptor complex; plasma membrane
Molecular function (GO): SMAD binding; ATP binding; transforming growth factor beta receptor activity, type I
Source: RefSeq, a predicted model, not a curated record